AAUGCGUGGGGAGCAUGUAUAUAAUAGAGUCUUUCCAUUUGAUAAACACAGAUAUCAAACUCAUGAUUAUAGCAAAGGACUGUCAAUAAACUGAGAGGACUCGGCUUGGUUUCGUGGGGGAGCUCGGCGCGCUGGGUACGGCUUUGUGCGUGCAUGGACCGGACUUGUGCGAACUUUUUCUACCUCCUUUACGCACCGUACAUCCUAAAUGCCGUCGCUUAAUUUGACAGCUGUGCACACAAUGGCAGAGGUCGGGACUUUUCUGGGGACGCUCGACUUGGAUUUACAAAGCUUUCCUGCGCUGGGGAAUAUUCCCUUACCGGAGACUCCCGUCGGGCUGAACGAGCGGCUGGGGCAGAUCGAGGGCAGGCUGCAGCGGGGGUCGCCCACCGAUUUCGGGCACCUGAAAGGAAUCCUGAGGCGGCGGCAGCUCUACUGCAGGACCGGCUUUCAGCUGGAGAUAUUCCCCAAUGGCACCGUGCACGGGACAAGGCAGGACCACAGCAGAUUUGGUAUCCUGGAGUUCAUCAGUCUGGCAGUGAGUCUGGUCAGCAUCAGAGGGGUGGAUGCCGGACUCUACCUCGGCAUGAACGAGAAAGGAGAGCUCUAUGGGUCGAAGAAGCUGACCGCAGAGUGUGUGUUCAGGGAGCAGUUUGAGGAGAACUGGUACAACACCUACGCGUCGACCCUGUACAAGCACACGGACACGGGACGCUUUUACUACGUGGCCCUGAACAAGGACGGCUCGCCCAGGGAGGGCGGCAGGACUAAGAAACACCAGAAGCUCACCCACUUCUUACCCAGGCCGGUGGAGAUCGAGAAGAUCCCCCAGGCCUACAGGGAUUUAUUCCAGUACAGGUGACCAGCACUCACACUGGGAGGACUGGUUACA
Messenger RNA from Salarias fasciatus (jewelled blenny), 892 nucleotides. RefSeq names its product fibroblast growth factor 16 (gene fgf16). NCBI's taxonomy places the organism in Eukaryota, Metazoa, Chordata, Actinopteri, Blenniiformes, Blenniidae. The record is from RefSeq and is a predicted model, not a curated record. The transcript is spliced from 3 exons. Gene Ontology annotation, molecular function: growth factor activity. The coding region runs from base 209 to 862 and encodes 217 amino acids.